Molecule: messenger RNA, 312 nt
Organism: Fusarium verticillioides 7600
Lineage: Eukaryota; Fungi; Ascomycota; Sordariomycetes; Hypocreales; Nectriaceae
Exons: 3
Coding region: 1-312 (103 amino acids)
Source: RefSeq, a predicted model, not a curated record
AUGGUGACGGAGGGUGUCGUCAACAAUUUGUAUCCCCUGCAGAUGACCAUGACACAGGCGAAGACAGGGCGCUAUCGCAGUGAGCGUCCGGGGUCGCUCGAGUCACCCUCAUUGUAUUCGCUGAGAGACCUUAGAGAGCCUGCGCUGCUAAGGUUGAUGAGUGUCCAAGCCAGCGUCAGCGUGAUUCUCAAGGCUGGCGACGAGGCUAGCGACGAGGCUGGCAAGCGCGCUCGCGAUUUCAAUUUUGCCAUAGAUAGGAUUAUCAUUGAGUUUCCCUCUUUUCAGGACAUCGAUUACGGACAAACAUAUUAA